AGCGCCCAAAAAAAAAAAAAAAAGAAAAUCAAAAUGAAGAGAAAGAGAGAAGAAAACAAUCAGAGCAGCAGCAGCAACAAUAACAACGACAUGGAGAUAGUUUGGCAAACCCCAGCAAAUCCGCCGCAGAAAGAGGACUACAUUUUUCACAACGGGAGGCGUCAUGUUAGACCGUACUACUUUGAGUUCAUCUGUCAUGUUAAGAAUCGCUGGACGGGAAAAACAAUAGUGGACUUGUUCGCCGAGGAGUUCAAAGGCCGACCUUAUGAUUACUACGUUAGUGCUGUCAAAUGUGGACGGAUACAAGUCGAUGGGGAACUGGUGCCUGUUUCAUACAUAGUUAAAUCAUCACAAAAGAUAAGCCACUUCUUACACAGGCAUGAACCCCCUGUUAUGGCUUGGGAUAUCACAAUUCUCCAGAAAGAACCAGAGGUGCUCACAGUUUGCAAGCCAGCAUCUAUUCCAGUGCAUCCAUGUGGUCAAUAUCGUAAGAACACUGUUGUUGGCAUCCUUCAGGCAGAGCAUGGGUUGGCACCUUUAUUUCCUAUUCACCGGUUGGACCGUCUUGUAUCUGGACUACUCAUCUUUGCCAGAAAUGCUACUAGAGCAGAUCUCUUUAGGCAACAGAUUGAAGCCGGCAUGGUGCAAAAGCAGUAUAUUGCAAGAGUCAUAGGGGUAUUUCCAGAGGAUGAGAAAGUUGUUGAUGUUAACAUAAAUUACAAUGCUAGAGAAGGAAAAAGUACUGCGGAGGAAGGCCAAUCUUUUCGUGAUAAACCUGUCAAGGGAAAGGCUGCACGUACAAAAUUUACUAGGAUAUGCACAAAUGGAACUCAUAGCAUUGUACAGUGUGAACCAAUCACUGGCCGGACUCAUCAAAUACGUGUUCAUUUGCAGUACACUGGCCAUCCAAUAGCCAAUGAUAUGCUUUAUCUCUUUGACCAUGUGACUGAUCGAUCAACUGAAAGAAUGAGUGCUGAUAGAGCUGCUGCUAAUUCUGGCCAUACUAAAACAUUCUCUUCUGAUGGGCAUGAGUACUCCAGUAAAGAUUUCAGCAUUGAUCCUAUGUGCACAAACUGCCCAAACUUGGGUCCAAAAGGAUAUGACGGCCGUGAUGAAGCGCUCUGGCUACAUUGUGUUAGAUAUUCUGGACCCGGAUGGACCUAUGAAUGCCCAUACCCAGAUUGGGCAUUGCAUAGCUAAUGAGUCUGUAUUUAAUCUAGAGAGAAAUCUAUCACUCAUUGCCUCAAAGUUCUGUUAAAAUAGGUUUAGCAAUCUGUGGCUGGGAGGUGAUUCAUUUUGUAGACAAGGAUUGUCCCGUGGAACAUAUAAUUUAACUAUGGAUGUAUGUAAUUAACUAUUUUGAUUUUGAAAAUUUACCAUUUUUUUCCUA
Molecule: messenger RNA, 1390 nt
Organism: Carica papaya (papaya)
Lineage: Eukaryota; Viridiplantae; Streptophyta; Magnoliopsida; Brassicales; Caricaceae
Product: Pseudouridine synthase family protein
Biological process (GO): enzyme-directed rRNA pseudouridine synthesis
Molecular function (GO): RNA binding; pseudouridine synthase activity
Source: RefSeq, a predicted model, not a curated record